GCCUCGGGGCCGGACCGGGCCGGGCCGGACCUUCGCCGGGACCGGACCUUCCCCCGCGCCCGCCGCAGGGCAUGGGCGACGCGGCUCCGCGUUGCGCUGCCGCGCCCCGGCCCCAUGAGCCCUCGCCGGAGCAAGUGAGUGCGGGAGGCGUCCGGGCGGGCGCCGGCGGCCCGGCCUCGGGAGGGAGGAUGUGGUGAGAGGAUGGGGCUGUGUCCCGCGGGGGCUCGCCAUGGCCAGGGAGGACUCGGUGAAGUGCCUGCGCUGCCUGCUCUACGCCCUCAACCUGCUCUUCUGGUUGAUGUCCAUCAGCAUAUUAGGGGUUUCUGCUUGGCUGAGAGACUACCUGAAUAAUGUUCUCACUUUAACUGCAGAAACAAGGGUGGAGGAGGCUGUCAUUUUGACUUACUUUCCUGUGGUCCACCCAGUUAUGAUUGCAGUCUGCUGUUUCCUCAUCAUAGUUGGAAUGCUGGGAUACUGUGGAACAGUGAAAAGAAAUCUGUUGCUCCUUGUCUGGUAUUUUGGAAGCUUGCUUGUAAUAUUCUGCGUUGAACUGGCCUGUGGUGUUUGGACCUACGAGCAGGAAAUAACGGUUCCUGUGCAGUGGUCCGAUAUGAUCACACUGAAAGCCAGGAUGACCAAUUAUGGCCUACCUAGGUACCAGUGGCUGACCCAUGCUUGGAAUUUCUUCCAGAGGGAGGCUCUGUUAGUUUCCUUUCAUGGAGCUGUCAUGGUUAAGAUAUGUUUAGCUGGAAAGGAAUGGGAAAGGAAGUUUCCAAAAAGAUGCCAACACUGUCUCUUUGGCCGAGACUGGCUGGAAAUGACAGAAUUGGACUGGCCACCUGACUCCUGUUGUGUCAGGGAGUUCCCAGGAUGCUCUAAGCAGGCACAUCAUGAGGAUCUCAGUGACCUCUAUCAGGAGGGAUGUGGUAAAAAAAUGUACACUUUCUUGAGGGGGACGAAGCAGUUGCAAGUGCUGAGAUUCCUAGGAAUAUCUAUUGGAGUAAUGCAGAUCCUGGCCAUGAUCCUCACUAUUACUUUGCUGUGGGCUCUGUACUAUGACAGAAGGGAUCCCAGAGCAGAUCAGAUCAUGGCACUGAAGAGUGAUACCUCACAGGAGCUGUCAUGUCAUUCCAUGGAGCUACUGAAACCAAGCCUGACCAGGAUCUUUGAACAUACAUCCAUGGCAAACAGCUUUAGUACACACUUUGAAAUGGAAGAGCUGUAAGUGAUGCAAUGAAUCUGCGAAGUCACAGAGGAUUUUUUGUGGUGUUGUUACUUCUGUUCUGUUCCAUCAAAUAUACCAGUCUCAUGUGUUAGAAACCAGCUAAUGAAUGGAAUGAAGGAGUCCAGCAAAGAAAGAUGAGCCUGUUGCCAGCCUCUUAGCCAUGUCCUCAGCUGUGAAAAAGAGUUGAUUUUGUGUGUUCAUUUUUUAAAAGGCACUCAUUCAGUUGGGCACGGUAAUACUCAUUGUCACAAGCUGUGUGAAGUGUAAAACACUGACUUAAUCACAGGUAGACUGAACCUGUAAGGAAGCGUCAUGGGAAGGAAAGAGAAAUAUUCAUCUUCUGAAGAAACAGCUGUGCUUUGAGCAAACAAAAUGUGACUUCAGCUGAAAUUGACUUUUAAUAAGCCAUUUGGAAAAUGUCUUUAUCAGGGAUCUAUGUAUGUAUAAUUGUGUGUUUUCAUGUGUGCAUGGAAAGCAGAGCUACAAUUCAAGUUAAUACUUGGAUUUAAAAAUUUGCAAGAUUUGUAAAAAGGGCGAGAUUUUCUUUUUUUCUAACAAAACUUUUAUCUUAGUUUUUGUUCUUAAAGAUGUUCUAAAACUUCUAUUUUUAUCUAACAUAAUGGUUUUUUAGUUUUAAAUAUAUUAAACAGGGAUUGCAAACAAAACUAUUGCUAUGGACAAUAGACUUUAGUUUUCCAGAGAAUUCUUCCUUCAACAGUUUGUUCUGUGGACUGUUUCUUAGUAAAAAGCAAGAAAACCUUAAACAUUCUUUCCAAAAUGGGAAUCAGUAUGGGAGUAGCACAUUUUUAUAGAUAAAUAUUUUCUCCUGUCCAUGAUUCCCCUGAAGCUAGAAACAAAAGACUGCAGGAAAAAUGCUUACAGUUCUAGAUUCUAUUGCAAUAAUUGUAAAAGUACACGAGGAAAAUUUUACUUUGGUGAGUGCUUCAUUAAGAACUCUCUGGUGGCUUAAAAUGCCAGCCAGAAACAGAUUAAAAUGUAUUUAUUGAGGUGGGGAAAGUGCAUUUUACUGUAUUUUUAUGAGCAAUGUCUAUGUCAUAGGAUUAUUUUUACAAUUGGCCACGCUUUUGAAAUAUAUAUUUGUUCCAUUGAGUAUAGUAGUUUGUGGCAAAUGGGCUUUUUACGUAAUAUUACAUUAAAAAUUAGUUCAUUUGUUUUGGAAUUUGUAAAAGAAAAAAAUCAAGAUGUGAUUUGGUAGACAAUAAAAUUACUUUUCUCUUAAAU
This is a messenger RNA of Camarhynchus parvulus, 2467 nucleotides long. It is a transcript of the gene TSPAN12, whose product is annotated as tetraspanin 12. The transcript is spliced from 9 exons. Lineage: Eukaryota; Metazoa; Chordata; Aves; Passeriformes; Thraupidae. Bases 230 to 1225 code for a protein of 331 amino acids. Gene Ontology annotation, cellular component: membrane. The record is from RefSeq and is a predicted model, not a curated record.